Messenger RNA from Fimicolochytrium jonesii, 1924 nucleotides. Its product is annotated as glutamate decarboxylase. Lineage: Eukaryota; Fungi; Chytridiomycota; Chytridiomycetes; Spizellomycetales; Powellomycetaceae. Bases 181 to 1689 code for a protein of 502 amino acids. Gene Ontology annotation, molecular function: glutamate decarboxylase activity; pyridoxal phosphate binding. The record is from RefSeq and is a predicted model, not a curated record. Gene Ontology annotation, cellular component: cytosol. Gene Ontology annotation, biological process: L-glutamate catabolic process. The transcript is spliced from 6 exons.
ACUUCUUGAUGGACUACGUCAUGACGACUGUGGGAAUCGAGAGGUCUUUCAAGAGCAUCUCUCGUUACAGUAUAUAUACCCUAGAUCACCCCUGCCUCGCCCUUGCCAUCCAGCUUCACAACCACAAGCAGUCCUCGGCCUUCACAUAUCUCACACUCGCACUCCCACAACAACGCAACCAUGGUCUUCCUUCAAUCCACCGGCGAGCCCACCAUCAAGGAGAACGCUCACAUCAAGCCGGACAUCUAUCCCAACCGUGCUGUCUAUGGCUCAAACUACAGCAGGAACCCCAUUCCGAGAUACUCGAUGCCCGAGGACGAAAUGCCCCCUUCUACCGCUUACCAGUUCAUUAAGGAUGAAUUGGCGCUCGACGGGAACCCCAUCUUGAACUUGGCGACGUUUGUGACCACUUAUAUGGAGCCCGAGGCUGAUAAAUUGAUUGCUGAGAAUAUUUCGAAGAACUUCAUUGACGCGGAGGAAUACCCCAUGUCCGCCGAACUGCAAAACCGGUGCGUGAACAUGAUCGCGCGCUUAUUCAACGCGCCCGUCGGCAAAGGCGCAAACGCCCUCGGUGUCUCGACCAUCGGGUCCAGCGAGGCCAUCAUGUUGUCCACGCUCGCCAUGAAGAGGAGGUGGCAGCAGAGACGCAAGGCGGAGGGAAAGUCGACUGAUAAGCCGAACUUGGUUAUGGGGGCUAAUGUGCAAGUUUGCUGGGAGAAGGCUGUGCGGUAUAUGGAGAUCGAGGCCCGCUACGUGAACUGCGACGAGGAGCAUCUCUUCCUCAACCCAGAGAAAGCAAUCGGACUCGUCGACGAGAACACGAUCGGUGUCUGCGCCAUCCUCGGCUCAACGUACACCGGUCACUAUGAGGACGCCGAAAAGAUGAAUGAGCUGCUUCUGAAGUUGAAGAAAGAAAAGGGCCUCGACGUCCCCAUGCACAUCGACGCAGCCAGUGGAGGCUUUGUCGCCCCCUUCGUCGCCGAGGAUCUGAAAUGGGACUUCAGACUCGAGACCGUCGUGUCCAUCAACGUAUCCGGCCACAAGUACGGACUCUGCUACGCCGGUAUCGGAUGGGCGCUGUGGAGGUCUCCCGAAUACCUCCCCGACGACCUGGUCUUCCACAUCAACUACUUGGGCGCCGACCAAGCCUCCUUCACCCUCAACUUCUCCAAAGGCGCCUCCCCGGUGAUCUCACAAUACUACGUGCUAAUCCGGCAAGGAAAAGCCGGGUUCCGCGCCAUCAUGGAGAACCUCUACAUCAACACCAACUACCUCGCCGACGAAUUGGAGGCUACGGGACGGUUUAAGAUUUUGAGCGCGAGGGAUCCGAAGAAAGGGUUGCCGCUGGUGGCGUUUUCGUUGAAGAAGAAUGGGGGGCAUCAUUUCAAUGAGACGGAUAUCAGUCAUGUCUUGAGGCAGAGGGGGUGGAUUAUUCCUGCUUACACCAUGGCUCCCGACGCCCAGAAGAUUUCCCUCCUCCGCGUCGUCCUCCGCGAAGACUUCUCCCGCAACCGCUGCGACCUCCUCGUCGCCGACCUCAAAGCCACCGUCGAGUACCUCGACAAGCAGGACAAGCAGUGGAUCCAGAAUCACCGUGACAGUCGGGGCCAGUGGCACUCGCUGUUCAAGAAGCUGCCGAAGCAUGUCGUGGAGAAUAAAGCGGAGAAAGAUUCCGGGAAGGUGUGCUAGGGACACUGUCGGACGGUUGGUGGAAAGAUUCGGCGUAGCCUAGGUAGCUUUUUUCCAUCUUUUCAAUAGGUGCACUCACUUUUUUUUUUGCAUACGUUUGGAAACUGAUACUUGAAUAUACGAACUGUUCGUAUCGUAUCGUAUCGUAUAUGUGUUCGUUGUGAAUCAUGGUUUGCCCAUGGUGAACGUGAAUUUGAAGAGAGGAUAUGAUGGUAAAGACGAUAUACUUGGCGCG